Messenger RNA from Microplitis mediator, 733 nucleotides. RefSeq lists its product as uncharacterized. The transcript has 4 exons. NCBI's taxonomy places the organism in Eukaryota, Metazoa, Arthropoda, Insecta, Hymenoptera, Braconidae. The coding region runs from base 16 to 525 and encodes 169 amino acids. The record is from RefSeq and is a predicted model, not a curated record.
AAAAUAUAAAACAAAAUGGCGGUAAUGAAAUUAAAUAGAUUUUGUUGUUGUCUUGAUUUGAAAAUCGGAAUUCAGAUAAUUGGUACUUUGGUACUACUUGGAUAUAUAUUUGUGACUGGAGUCCCAUUUAGUGGUAAUGAUCAGUUUUGUACGGAUUUAUAUUACGACAAAUGUGGAAAUUUAACGGCAGGUGUAAAAGCAGUGAUUACUUUUUUUAAUUUACUUACGAUUUUGGUCAUUAUAUUAAUGAUAUAUGGAUCAGAAAAGAAUUUUCCCGCACUAAUGAUGCCGAUGCUCAUAAUAUAUGCAGGUUCUAUAAUUUGGAGCUAUGUUAGUUUUUUGUUUGCAUCAGUUAUGGCCUUCAGAAAAAGAGGCGCCGGGUAUGGAAUAAUGAACCUUAUUAUCGGAAGUACAGCAACGGCGUUAUUAGUCUACUUCUGGAUGGUGAUAUAUUACCGAUACAGAGAAAUUAAAGCUGAUCGGAUUCCGUUAGAUCCCAGAGAAAAUCAUCCUCUGCAACCGUAAAUUGCAAAAAAAUUUAUAAACCAUACGAAUUUAUACCAAAAAUGGCUGUCACUAUUAAAUAUCACUUUACAAAAAAACCUAAAAUUGGAUUAUUUAUUUUAUAUUCUGCCGUUAUUGCCUCGAUUAUUACGCCAGCGGUUAUUGCGGGUAUUAAUAAAUUUACUGUAGCUCUGGCACCGACCAGAGUGAAUAAAUUAUCGUUACAUGC